Messenger RNA from Torulaspora globosa, 1329 nucleotides. RefSeq names its product NuA4 histone acetyltransferase complex catalytic subunit ESA1 (gene ESA1). Bases 1 to 1329 code for a protein of 442 amino acids. Gene Ontology annotation, molecular function: histone acetyltransferase activity. The transcript has a single exon. Lineage: Eukaryota; Fungi; Ascomycota; Saccharomycetes; Saccharomycetales; Saccharomycetaceae. Gene Ontology annotation, biological process: regulation of DNA-templated transcription. The record is from RefSeq and is a predicted model, not a curated record.
AUGAGUCCAGAUGAGGAAAAACAACCCGGCUUACCCCGAAGGAUCGACAGUGUAGAGGAAAUCAUAAUAAAAUGCGAAUGCUAUGUGAAGAAAGAUGGCGAAGAGCGGUUGGCAGAGAUAUUAUCAAUCAAUUCGAGGCGAUCCCCGCCCAAAUUCUACGUUCAUUACGUCAAUUUUAAUAAGCGACUGGAUGAGUGGAUAACGGCAGACCGUAUCGAUUUGGAGAAGGAUGUCAUAUUUCCCAGGCCAAAAACUCUAGACGAUGAUCUCAAUAAGCAGAAGAAAAAGAAGAAGAAGACACCCGUUCCUUCUCAGGAGCGCAAUGCUUCAAGCUCUGAGACCCCUGAAUCGACUGAUGUGAUGGACUUGGAGGAUUUGAACGUUCAAGGGAUACAGGAUGAGGAGCUAUCUCGUGAAGACGAGAUUAAGAAAUUAAGGACAUCGGGUUCAAUGACACAAAACUCUCACGAAAUCGCAAGAGUCAGGAAUAUCAAUCGCAUUAUUAUGGGGAAAUUUCAAAUUGAACCAUGGUACUUUUCGCCCUAUCCGAUCGAGUUGACCGACGAAGAUGUCGUUUACAUAGACGAUUUCACCUUGCAAUAUUUUGGAUCCAAGAAACAAUACGAACGCUAUAGACAAAAAUGUACUCUUCGGCACCCUCCAGGGAAUGAAAUCUACAGGGACGAUUACGUGUCAUUUUUCGAGAUUGAUGGAAGAAAACAACGGACAUGGUGCAGGAAUCUGUGCUUAUUGUCUAAGCUCUUCCUAGAUCACAAGACUCUGUAUUAUGAUGUGGAUCCAUUCCUGUUCUAUUGCAUGACCCGGCGGGAUGAGCUGGGCCAUCAUUUGGUCGGAUAUUUUUCCAAGGAAAAAGAGUCUGCCGACGGAUAUAAUGUGGCUUGUAUUUUAACGUUACCUCAAUAUCAAAGGAUGGGCUACGGUAGACUUUUAAUCGAGUUUUCAUAUGAACUUUCCAAAUUGGAGGGCAAAGUGGGAUCGCCGGAGAAACCGCUAUCUGAUUUGGGCUUAUUAUCGUAUAGAGCGUAUUGGGCUGAUACUCUGAUAACCAUUCUAGUGGAUCAUGGUCGGGAAAUUACAAUUGACGAAAUAAGCUCAAUGACCUCGAUGACGACAACUGAUAUUCUACACACUGCCAAGACACUGAAUAUUUUGAGAUAUUACAAAGGUCAGCAUAUCAUCUUUUUAAAUGACGACAUAAUGAAGCGAUACAACCAACUACUAUCGAAACCAAGGAGAAAAAUCAAUGCCUCUAAACUAAUAUGGAAGCCACCCGUUUUUACAGCUUCACAGCUACGGUUCGCUUGGUAG